Stegodyphus dumicola is the source of this 597-nucleotide messenger RNA. Its product is annotated as ubiquitin-like FUBI-ribosomal protein eS30 fusion protein. The record is from RefSeq and is a predicted model, not a curated record. Gene Ontology annotation, molecular function: protein binding; structural constituent of ribosome. Lineage: Eukaryota; Metazoa; Arthropoda; Arachnida; Araneae; Eresidae. Gene Ontology annotation, biological process: translation. Gene Ontology annotation, cellular component: ribosome; cytosolic small ribosomal subunit.
UCAACGCGCAUGCCAGACGUAGAUGUACUCAACUCUGCAUCGUGUUGCUUUUGCGCUCGUGUUCGUGUGUUGAGAAUUUUUUUAUAAUUUUGUAGUGUUCUAGAAGCUUGCGUUAACAGACUCAACAUGCAGUUGUUUUUGAGAAGCCAAAAUGUCCAUCCUGUUGAUGUGAAUAAUGAAAGGAUUUCAUAUCUUAAAACAUUUCUUGAAAAAGUAGAAGGUAUAUCAAGUGAAGAACAAGUUCUUUAUUGUGGUGGUAUUCCAUUAGAUGAUGAUCAGGAGAUUGCCCAGUGUUUAACUGAUGGUGCAACAAUAGAUGUGUGUGUCAGGCUUAGAGGAGGUAAAGUUCAUGGUUCAUUGGCUCGAGCUGGUAAAGUCAAAGGCCAAACCCCCAAGGUAGAGAAACAAGAAAAGAAAAAGAAGAAGACUGGGCGUGCUAAGCGUAGAAUGCAAUUUAAUAGAAGAUUUGUAAAUGUUGUUGUAACAUUUGGAAGGAAAAAAGGACCUAAUUCUAACUCUUAAAUGUUGAUUCUUCUUUGUAUGCCACCUCUAAAUUGCUUCUAAAUAAAUUUUGUUUCUUGGCAACUCCAAGAUUUA